AUGGAGAGCAUGAUGGACUCCGUACCUGCGGGGCGAGACUCCAGCUCCUCGCCAAGCUCCAAACAAGAACUUUCCUACCCGGGCACAACCGGCCUGAAGCCCAACCAGGUCGGAGAGACGGUGCUGUACGGAAUACCCAUCGUGUCUUUGGUGAUAGAUGGCCAGGAGAGACUUUGCCUUGCGCAGAUAUCUAACACCCUGUUGAAGAAUUACAGCUAUAACGAGAUACACAACCGGCGUGUGGCGCUUGGGAUCACCUGCGUCCAGUGCACUCCUGUCCAGCUGGAGAUCCUGCGGAGAGCCGGAGCCAUGCCGAUCUCCUCCAGGCGCUGCGGGAUGAUCACUAAACGCGAGGCCGAGAGACUUUGUAAGUCGUUUCUUGGAGCUCACUCGCCUCCAAAACUUCCAGAGAAUUUUGCCUUUGAUGUGUCCCAUGAAUGCGCCUGGGGGAGUCGAGGCAGCUUCAUCCCGGCCAGAUAUAACAGCUCCAGGGCCAAGUGCAUCAAGUGCACCUACUGCAACAUGUAUUUUUCUCCUAAUAAAUUCAUAUUUCAUUCGCAUCGCACGCCGGAGUCCAAGUACACGCAGCCAGAUGCAGCAAAUUUUAAUUCAUGGAGGCGGCACCUUAAAUUAACAGAUAAAGGAAGCCAGACAGACGUGUUACAUGCGUGGGAAGAUGUGAAGGCCAUGUUCAACGGUGGCAGUCGCAAGAGGACGCUCCCUGGAUGUGGGUCAGAGUCCAGCUCUUCCUUUAAAUCACACAGACCGAGCCUUCCUCGAAACUCACCCGAGAUACCUCCCAAAAUCCUCAACUGCGAGGAAAACCGGGGUGGCAUGACGAGCACGCGCAGCUACCCAGUCAUCCCCGUGCCCAGUAAGGGUUUUGGGAUGCUGCAGAAGAUCCCACCGCCGCUCUUCGCUCAUCCAUACGGGUUCCCAGCUUUCGGCCUGUGCCAGAAGAAAGAAGACAGUAUGAUGGGAGAGCAGAGUAAAGCCGGCCUCCCAGGUGUCCUGUGGCCUGGUACCAAGGACAGCGCCUAUCACUCCUUUCCCAUGUUCUGGCCCACUGCGGGUGCUCUGCCCAUGCCCCCAUACCCCCAAACUCAGCACAAACCCCCUACCGAGCUGCUGUGCCCACCCAGACAGACUGAAAUGGACAUUUCUGAGCACAGCGACCGGAGCACCAACACCUCCAAAGACAGCAUGGUUGAUAACGACCGAUGCUCCAGUACCCAGUCCACUCGCAACGAAGACGACAAGUCAGGGGAUGAGGGGAGGCCGAUGGAGGGGAUGACCCUUGCACCCCGGAAAAUCAGCUACGUCUCCGCCUUCAGACCCGUCAUCAAAGACGCAGAGAGCAUCGCCAAGCUGUACGGCAACAGGGGUGCUUACAACGGAUGUCGCACCGGCUAUUUAUCGCCUGAUUUUUUAAGCGAGAGCUCCAGCUACCGGUCCGUGUCUCCGUGCGUGGACAGCGAGGGUGAGCCGGACGUGGACGUGGAGACAAAUAAAACACCAGAGGAUGAGGACUCACUGCCUCUGCCUUCAGUGUGUCCUCGGACUCCUCCAGGCUUGGCGCACAGUGUUUCACCAAACGACUCAGACUCCAAGGGCGCACAGGAGACCAGUCUGGUGGACUCCCAGAAAAUGAGCCUCCACGUGGCCCAGUCCUCUGACAGAGAACUGCAGAGCAAGCAGCUAUCAGAGACCCAUGUAGCUGCGUCUUUCCCUGAAGUGUACACACCGGAGAGAGGUGAGCUGCAACAAAGGAGCAGUCCGUAUCAGCUCAGACCUGCGAGUUACCAGACUGCAGCUCAUGAUGAGAGUGCAAGUAAAGAGGAGCCGUCUUCCACAGUGGAGGAGAUCGAAACGAAAUCUUUUAAUGAACAAAGCAGCGAUGAAAACCAGCGAGAGUCGGAUGAGGGCGACGGUGCGCCAGCCAGAGCUCAGCCAGCACAAAGAGACAUUCAAAGUCUGGCAAAAGAUGAACUACAGAAGCAACUUUUAGAGCAAGUGGAGCUGAGGAAAAAGCUGGAACGUGAAUUUCAGAAUCUAAAAGACAAUUUUCAAGAUCAAAUGAAAAGGGAACUUUCCUACAGGGAGGAGAUGGUUCAGCAGCUUCACAUUGUCAGAGAAGCUCACGACGCUUUGCACCAUUUUUCGUGUAAGAUGUUAACCCCUCGCCACUGCACCGGCUCCUGCUCCUUCAAAUCUCCUCUGCUGCCGCCCUGA
Messenger RNA from Scomber scombrus (Atlantic mackerel), 2232 nucleotides. It is a transcript of the gene skor1b, whose product is annotated as SKI family transcriptional corepressor 1b. Gene Ontology annotation, cellular component: nucleus; transcription regulator complex. The coding region runs from base 1 to 2232 and encodes 743 amino acids. The transcript is spliced from 8 exons. NCBI's taxonomy places the organism in Eukaryota, Metazoa, Chordata, Actinopteri, Scombriformes, Scombridae. The record is from RefSeq and is a predicted model, not a curated record. Gene Ontology annotation, molecular function: RNA polymerase II cis-regulatory region sequence-specific DNA binding; DNA-binding transcription factor activity, RNA polymerase II-specific; SMAD binding. Gene Ontology annotation, biological process: negative regulation of BMP signaling pathway; negative regulation of transcription by RNA polymerase II.